Messenger RNA from Hyposmocoma kahamanoa, 1709 nucleotides. RefSeq lists its product as uncharacterized. The coding region runs from base 173 to 1429 and encodes 418 amino acids. NCBI's taxonomy places the organism in Eukaryota, Metazoa, Arthropoda, Insecta, Lepidoptera, Cosmopterigidae. The record is from RefSeq and is a predicted model, not a curated record. The transcript has 2 exons.
GAUUGGGCGUACGAUUCCAAAGAGUUAGUUAUUGACAGCUAGUUCUCUAUUCGACAAAGUGCAAAACAUUUUUUCUAAAGAAUCUACAUAUAAUAAAGUGAUGGAUGAUUUAUUUAAGAUUUGUAGUUAAGAAAACGGAGGGACGCUCCUCAUUUAAAGGAAAACGUCGCGAAUGACUCGACUGUCUAAAGCUAUUUCAGAGUACUUAGAGCAAUCUAAGAGCACCGAAAGAAAUUUGUCAGUUAUUGAACGGCGUAUGCAUACCUUUUGUACUCAAACCGCUACUAAUAUUUCCAAGCUCAAAAGUCAUGCAAUGUUACCGAACCAAAUCAUCCUACCAUAUGUCCUAGAAGAGGCAGAGCUAAGUCCCAGCGACCUGUCGACGGUCUUUCUGGUACCCACGUCAGACGACACAUUCCGGCCUAUCUUCAACCUCAAACAACUGAAUCAGUUCGUUAUGACAAAACCGUUUCAACUCUUCAGUCAUUUCCGUGUACCAGAGUUUCUGCAGAGUCAGGAUUGGAUGGCGAAACUAGACUUAAGCCAAGCGUACUUCCACGUGCGCAUUUCUCAACAGCAUUGCAGAUUCCUGAGGCUCAACUGUCAUCACGAUCCACUUCAACGUCAGCUGCUGCAGAUGACGUGUUUGCCUUUUGACCUUUCAUCAGCACCCAGGACUUUUGCUGCAAUCACCAACUGGGUGGCAGAAUUUAUGAGAAAUCACGAUAUCAGAGGCGUGGUUUAUUUGGACGACUUUCUGCUGGCAAACCAAUCCAAGGAACAGCUGCAGAACGACGUAGCGUUCACAAUAAAGAUUAUGCAAACUCUCGGCUGGACAGUCAAUUACGACAAAUCUUUUUUAGUUCCGACACAAUGCCACGAGUUUCUCGGCAUAAUAUGGGACACAAAACGCAACGCAAUGUCCCUGUCGCAGCGGAAGUGUCUAUCGUUACGCAAAGCACUUCACGAACAGCUAGAGAAAGGCAAGUGGUCCCUCAAACAGUACCAGAGCUUAAUGGGGAGACUCAACUUCGCAACGUUUGUAACCAGACGGGGCCGGCUCCACUGUCGCACACUGCAAUGCUUCAGUCGACUGCUGCCAAACAAUUUUCCAUUUCAUGGAGUAAACAUCCCCCACGAAGUCCGAUCGGAGAUGGAGUGGUGGGCCAAGAUCUUGGGAGAGUCCAUGCCUCUACACACGAGUGCCAUAACUCACUUGUUAACCACGGACGCAUCCGACAUAGGAUGGGGUGCUCAGCUCGACGACACCAGCAUAAACGGAUCCUGGACAGUACAACAGCAAACAUGGCAUGCCAACCGAAAGGAGAUGUUCGCUGUUCACGCGGCGAUCCUGCAUCAGGCUCAUCAUUUGCAAAAUGCACAAGUGCUUUUUCAGUCACAGACAACCGAACUGUUGUGUCCUAUAUAAACAAAGAAGGUGGGACAAAGUCAAAGAAAUUGUUCGAACAGACGCGACAACUGAUCCAAAUUGUAAACAAAUUGAAUAUACACAUAGUAGCACAAUAUUUUCCAGGCAGGGUUAAUGCCGAGGUGGACGCUCAGUCACGCCGGAAGGUCCAACCAGAGUGGCAUCUGACAGCGGUAAUGAGAAUCUUUCAAAUGUGGGGCACACCGGAAAUAAACCUUUUUGCUUCAAGAACAGCUCCCGUGGUGCCGAGAUACGUUUCGAUGGAUGUCACAGAUCAGGA